AUGGCGGCACCGCAAGUCAAACCAGAGGUAGGGGAUUCUCCAGAGGCGACGAGACAAGGCGUUCUGCUCCCCUCUGCCUCUGAGGAAGCGGCUGCGAAUGGGUCGAGCUCUCCGAGGCUUGUCCCCAUCAAACGCGAGGGGAAGCAGCGCUAUCGGCAGUGCGACGCGUUCUUGGGAGAGGGGACUUACGGGCGUGUGGAGAAGGCAGAAGAUUUGCGAACUCAUCAGAUUGUCGCAAUCAAGAAGGUGAAGGCGAGUGCGGGGAGUCUCUUCGCCUCCGGAGACAGCGGGAGUGUGGGGUCUGGAGAGAAGACGCGAGCUCAGCUGCUGCGGCAGAAUGUGGGGAGCGUCGGACUGCACUUUACCACGGUUCGAGAGCUGAAAGUGAUGCGAGAAAUCGAGGAGGAGAACGUGAUGGGGGUCGUCGAUGUGUUUGUCGAGCAGGACUUCAUUUGCCUCGUGAUGGAACUCAUGCACGGCGACCUGAAGAAGCUGGUCGACAGCAAGACCCGCCUCGCGAUCCAACAUGUCAAGUGCAUCAUGCUUCAGAUUUUGCGCGGACUGCAUGCGCUGCACAAGCGAUACAUCGUUCACAGAGACCUGGCCCCCGCGAACGUCUUCAUCAACGACCAGGGCAUCUGCAAGGUCGCCGACUUUGGUCUCUCCCGGUGCUUCGGCUGCCCCGUCGUCUCGGGAACUCUGUCGAAGCAGGAGCAGAGCAAAGGCGAGACCUCGCAGCCAGGCAAAGAAAGUUCAGUCGAGUCGGCCAGCAAAACGGCGCCGGUCGCCAUCAGCAGGAAGGAACUCAUGACCUCGAAAGUAGUCACGCUUUGGUACAGGCCGCCUGAACUUCUCUUUGGGGCAGACAGAUAUGGACAAGCUGUCGACAUGUGGAGCGUGGGCUGCAUCAUGGCAGAACUCUUGACAGGGUCUCCGCUGUUCCCAGGAGCGAACGAGAUCGAUCAGUUGAGUCGCAUUUUUUCCCUGCGAGGUACCCCGACGACGGCUGCUGCUCUUCUCGACGAGGAGCCUUCUUUGUGGCCGUUGGCUUCUUCACUCCCCUCUUUCUUCCCCUUUACACACACAAAGCCGAAGUCGCUGAAGAGCGUUCUGCCUUUCUGCUGCGCCGACAGUCUGGACUUGCUCGACAAGCUGCUGCAGCUCGACCCCUCAAAGAGAAUCACUGCAGCCGAGGCCCUCAACCAUCGGUGGUUUCAGCAGAACCCCAAGCCUUGCUCACCCAAAGACUUGCCUGUCCAUCUUCUCGGCAAAUUCUGACGCAGGAAAAGUAUACGUAAACGCAUGCAAGGAUGUGUCUGGAUCAUUUGGGCUGUGCGGCGGCUGCGUCACAGCAGCAGCAUCGAUUUCAGUGAACGGCCGGGGUUGUCGGAAUCAGAAAGAGACAUAAAACGGGAUAUUCUGCAAAUGAUUCAGGGCACUUCACGUCUGAAGAGGUUCAUCAUCCGAGGAAACAUUUUCGUCGUCGAUUCAGUUGUUGAGGAUCCGCAUUUCCGUGGAAACAGACAGAUGGGGUGCUGAACCCACCUCUCUGUUGGUAGGGCCGAGUUAGAUGUGCGUAGACACUCGGCACAGACGGGGAGACCAUUUCUUGUUCGUGCAGCGUUGCAAAGCGACUUACACGAGUUUCGUUUUUCUCGUGUUUUGCAGAGAGACGUCUCCAGUAGAGAUGUCUUACGAAUCUUUUUGAGCAUACAGGUAUUGGAAACCGUUCAGAUGGGCGUGGAACCUUGGGGUCACCGUACAGACGAUGUUUUCCCCAAGAGCUCCGUCGUCUCUCGAGGUGGCGACAUAUAAUGUUUUUUACUUGUUCAAGCCGUUUU
Messenger RNA from Toxoplasma gondii ME49, 1841 nucleotides. RefSeq names its product cell-cycle-associated protein kinase, putative. The record is from RefSeq and is a predicted model, not a curated record. Gene Ontology annotation, cellular component: nucleus. The transcript is spliced from 2 exons. NCBI's taxonomy places the organism in Eukaryota, Apicomplexa, Conoidasida, Eucoccidiorida, Sarcocystidae. Gene Ontology annotation, molecular function: cyclin-dependent protein serine/threonine kinase activity; protein tyrosine kinase activity; ATP binding. Gene Ontology annotation, biological process: regulation of mitotic cell cycle; protein phosphorylation. Bases 1 to 1278 code for a protein of 425 amino acids.